UUCCGUUGGGAGACUUGAAUUGUGUUUAAUUGUCAAACGUUUCUGAGGGAAGCAAGUGAUUUGCAAAAUAUAGAAAAGUUGAAAUCAUGGCUACUGAGCGAUACAGUUUUUCUUUAACCACUUUCAGCCCUAGCGGUAAAUUGGUACAAAUCGAAUAUGCCUUAGCUGCGGUAGCUGCCGGUGCACCUUCCGUUGGAAUUAAGGCUUCAAACGGAGUGGUUAUUGCCACAGAAAAUAAGCACAAGUCAAUUUUAUAUGAUGAACACAGUGUACACAAAGUGGAGAUGAUUACCAAGCACAUUGGUAUGGUUUAUUCUGGUAUGGGACCUGACUAUCGCCUUUUAGUGAAGCAAGCUCGCAAAAUGGCACAGCAAUAUUUUAUUGUGUACAAGGAACCCAUCCCCACAAUCCAAUUGGUUCAAAGAGUUGCUGCAGUGAUGCAAGAAUAUACCCAAAGUGGUGGUGUUCGACCAUUUGGUGUAUCUUUAUUAAUUUGUGGAUGGGACAAUGAUCGUCCAUAUCUGUUCCAAUGUGAUCCAUCUGGUGCUUACUUUGCCUGGAAAUCCACUGCCAUGGGAAAGAAUUUCAUCAAUGGCAAGACUUUCCUGGAAAAAAGAUACAAUGAGGAAUUGGAGUUGGACGAUGCCGUUCACACUGCGAUAUUAACGCUAAAGGAGAGUUUUGAGGGCCAGAUGAGUGCUGAUAACAUUGAAGUCGGUAUUUGCGAUUCAAAUGGUUUCAAGAGAUUGGAUCCGUCCCAUGUAAAGGACUACUUGGCCAACAUUUCAUAAGCAAACAUUAAUUUAUUAAUUUCACGUUUUAAAGCGAAUAUUAUAAUGCUUCUUUUAUAAUGUUUUCUUUCUUAAUUUGUAAUACUUUUAAUUGGGUAAAAUAAAUUACGUUUUUCUGUAAAA
Nicrophorus vespilloides is the source of this 914-nucleotide messenger RNA. It is a transcript of the gene Prosalpha2, whose product is annotated as proteasome subunit alpha type-2. NCBI's taxonomy places the organism in Eukaryota, Metazoa, Arthropoda, Insecta, Coleoptera, Silphidae. The record is from RefSeq and is a predicted model, not a curated record. The transcript is spliced from 3 exons. Gene Ontology annotation, biological process: ubiquitin-dependent protein catabolic process. Bases 87 to 791 code for a protein of 234 amino acids. Gene Ontology annotation, cellular component: proteasome core complex, alpha-subunit complex; proteasome core complex.